Messenger RNA from Aphanomyces astaci, 1266 nucleotides. RefSeq lists its product as hypothetical. The transcript has 4 exons. Bases 1 to 1266 code for a protein of 421 amino acids. Lineage: Eukaryota; Oomycota; Saprolegniomycetes; Saprolegniales; Verrucalvaceae. The record is from RefSeq and is a predicted model, not a curated record.
AUGGCCUCACCUCCAGCCCGCAAAUCGCCGACGCCAGAAGAAAAGAAGCGUGUCCUUGACGCAUACAUCAACGGCGGCCGCGAUUGGAAGAUCAUCGCAGCGCACCUCGAAGUCAACUGCCUGACGCAUCGCCCACUCGAAUCGCAUCACCUCACUACCGCGCGGAGGACAACGCGACAAGUGCACGAAAGUAACGCCUGCGAUCUGUGCCGCGAAAAGCGACAAGAGUUUGCCCGUGCUGUCCUGCAACACCAAGAAAGUGCCGAUUACAUGGUGUACUACGACGAAACGAAUUAUAUCUUGUACUGCAAGCGUUCCUUGGGCCGCUCCAAGAAAGGCGAACGAGCUGUGGUGACGCUACCUCCCUCCAAAGGACCCAACCUUCAAAUCCACUGUGCGGUGUCCGCCCGCGAUGGGCUUGUCUGCAGCCGCCUCGAACACGGAAGCAUACCAAUGGAGCAAAACGCCGCAUUUAUUGUGAUCUUUUUGGACAAUGCACCUGCUCAUUCGCAGACCGAAACUCGGGUAGUGGCUCAUGACGACAUGGUGCUCCUUCGGCUCUCCAAUGCUCAACCCUAUCGUGUCAUGCUUCAGUGUCUUAAAGGCUGCGAUCAAGCGUUACCUGGCCCUGACAUGUUUGAUCGACGAGACUACGACACAUACCUCGAGGCCCGCAUGUGCCUCUUAGAGGAUGCCGCUAGGGAGUCGCUCGUGAUGUGCAGCGCAAAAAUUCAGAUCAAAGUGAAAUGCCAAGGCGCGAAAUGUGCGCGGGUAGAUGUGCUUAAUUCAGCUAGUUGUCCAUUUUCCAAUCUCUCGUCUUGUCCCCGAAUGGCAAAGCACAAGGGUCCAACUCCUGACGAGAAGAAACAUGUUCUCGAUGCACACCUUCGUGGUAAAGACUGGAAGACAGUCGGCAAACACAAUGGAGUAACCAUGGCGACUGCGAGGCGUGUGGUCAUCACCGGACGAACCACGCUACUCCAAAGUGGUUGGUUUCGAACGUCGAAGUCAAAAGUCACGCCCGAGAUCCGAGCAGCCUUGGAGACGUACAUAAAUGCGAAUUGCCAAUACACCCUGCGUGAAAUGCAAAGUUUUCUUGCUGUCGACUUUCCGGGAACGAGCAUUUCUGUUCAAACCAUCAGUCGACACCUCCUGGGCAUGCUUUACUUUGUUAAACAAGUACGCAUCGAACCGGUGACAUGCAACAACGACGUCAACAAGGCCAAGCGGCAAAACUUUGCCCUGAAACCGCGCAUGCAUCAAUAA